AUGGCUACUGUCAGAUCAGAUGUUGAAAUCGACGGUGUAAAGUCGUAUUUCUUUGCACCGCUCCUCAAAAAUAUCCUGGAAAAUGAGCAGAAAUUGAUUGAAAACGAGGGAUUUUCGCCAUUCGCCGAUUUUGUUUUGGGUUUGACCGAAGAGUUUCCAAAACCAGGCGAUGUUUAUCCGAUUCUUGCUGGCACAAAUCCACAAGUUUCGCAAAUUGUGGCCGCAAUCGAUGCGAUGAGUGUAUUUGGUGACGAAUAUCGAGCAAUCUCCAAUCAACUGGCAGAAGUUUUGAAUGGAAAUGCAGUUCGCCACGAUGUCCACAGCUUGAAAAAUGCAUCUGUUAAUCAAUUGGCGUUUGAAAGAGAUUUAGCAACUCUUGUUAGAAAAGCAUCGAUUGGAAAAGUUCAAGGAAACCAUCUUCUCAACUUCUUGCAAACAAUCUUGAUUGCCAAAACAGACAUUGAAAGAUUGAACGCUUUCAGUUCACUUUGUUUGGCUGAUUUUGAUUGGGACGCCUAUGUUUUCUUGAAAUUGUUCUCCAAAGGAUCACCAGAUGAAAUCGACGAAAUGAAGUUGAUUCGCGAAAACAUCAUCGCAAAGAUUGGAGGAAAACGAGGAAAUUUGGUUGAUUUAUGGUUGAAUGGAAGAAAAGUCGAUCCAGCUGUUGAAUUUGUUCGCAAUUUGAAUAAACCAAUCUCGGAGACAAUUGAAUUAGUUGUUCCUCAAAUUGUUGAGAAUAUUUUGGCUGUUAUCAAAAAGGAAGAUGAUACAAGUUUGUUGGAAUUGGCGCCACUCACCAGUCAAUUGUUUUAUCUUAUUUAUCGAGCUGUUGUAUCUGGUGCAGUGAGUUCGGUUGCGGACAUCUUUGCGAAGCUACCAAGUCAAGUCAGAAAAAUCAUGUUUCCAGGAUUGGCUGAAGCAGUUUUGAAGGUAAUAUUUAUACAAACACGCUGAAAUGCAUAAUUCUAAAUUUUUUCAGGAUUCCAUCGCUCUUCUCAACUACUUCGCUCCAUGUUUCAUCGAAGCAUCGCAACGUCGAAAAUCACUUGUUGGUCUCGAAACCGAUGGAAUCUUCUGUGUUUUGGCGGAUUCCUGGAAAAGAGAUGCAAUUGUCAAACUUUUCGUUGAUUUCAAGGCCGCAAUUUCAAGAGAUGUUUUCGGUGUUUCACUUGCGCAUGGAUAUGAAAAUGGUCCGCAACACUGUAAUUUCAUAAUUGAAUUGUUGAAGUCGUAUGAUGGAGAAAUGCAUGUUGACUGGUUGAGUUAUCCACAAAGGGCGAAUAUCGCCAAUACUUUGAAAAGUAAGUCUAGAUAUAACAUUAUAAGAAGCAUUAGUUCAUGAAUUUCAGGAGAAGCCCUCAUUUCUCAAGUUGCAAAAGAAAAUAUUGCAAGAGUGAUCGCUGCUCUCGAAAAGAUCGAAGGAGCGCCAAACAGCCCUGAACCAAAAGAUCCAACUCCAAUAAUUCGCGAAGAUCCUUCUCAAAUCAUCCAAGAAGAGCCUGUGAAGCAAAUUGAACCACUUCCAGAAAUUUCCAUUGAAAUUCAAAAAGAAGUUCAAGUUGAACCAGAAAUUGUUGCCGUUCCAGAAAUACAAAUUGAGCAGGAUCCUCCAACAUUGGGACAGGUAGGCAUUUCUGAAAAAAAUAGAGCAAGUAAAAAAUUAUAUUGAUUUCAGGACGAAGUUGAUGCAACAACAUCAUCAAGCACACCAUCUUUGAAGUCCGUUCCAUUCGAAACAACGGAACAAAUCAGUGAAAAAUCUGUGAGCGAAGAAUCUGUUCCAGAAGUUGUUGCUCCAGUUCAAGAACCCAUUCAAGAGCCAAUCAAAACUGUCCCAGUCGAAACUGCACCACCGCCAGCUCAAUCAAUUCCCGCAACAACAUCUCAAUUCGGAGCUGGAGAUAUGCCAACUGUUCCAAAACCAACAAGUCAAUUCCAAAGUGGUGGAUUUGGAAAUGCUCCAGCUUCAUGUUUUGGUAAAAUGGGUGGAUUUGGUGGAGGUGGACAAAGUCAACCUGUUAGAAGUUUCGGAGGACCACCACAAAGAGGCGGCGGCGGUGGCGGAUAUCGAGGUGGCCAAGGUGGAAAUCGAGGAGGAUACAGAAACUAA
Messenger RNA from Caenorhabditis angaria, 2110 nucleotides. NCBI's taxonomy places the organism in Eukaryota, Metazoa, Nematoda, Chromadorea, Rhabditida, Rhabditidae. The record is from the annotation of a GenBank genome assembly.